Rotaria sordida is the source of this 2025-nucleotide messenger RNA. The record is from the annotation of a GenBank genome assembly. Lineage: Eukaryota; Metazoa; Rotifera; Eurotatoria; Philodinida; Philodinidae.
AUGGCAAGUCAAAACAUACAAGAACAGCAAUAUUAUCAAGAAGGCCGUGCUAUCCAAUUAAUCCGAUGUAUUCCACCCACGGAUGAAGAACGAAAGAAUCCUCGAUUUGUACCACAGUUAGAGAUUGAUCGAGAAGCGAAACAGAUUAUUGCUGAACGCUUUGAAACACCCAUUUCAGUAAUUGUUUACGUUGGCAAUAUGGGCGUUGGUAAAAGUAAGUUAGCAACGAUGACUAUCACUGCAUUGGAGAAAGAACAGCAUCAUCAAACUGCACAAAUGUUUCGAAGUGGUGCAGGAGCUAAUGGAGUAACGCAAGGUGUUUGGAUGUGGUCUGAACCACUUCAACAUCCUAAACAAGAAACAAACGAGAGUGGCUCAAUUCUAAUUCUCGAUUGCGAAGGGAUGGGCGAUUUAGACGAGAACACAGGUGCCAAUUUAUACUUGUUUUGCAUGCUGAUAAGUACAGCAUUCGUUGUCAUUCUUCGCCCUUCUCGUGUUGAUCGUUAUCAAUGUAAUCGUCUCUAUCAGGCAUUGUACCGAUUCGAACGGAUGCGAGCACAAUAUGUAUUACCGAACUUAUGGUUACUUCCAUUGGACUUACCCGAGUUUGUCUAUAGUGAUCCUAAAACCAGUGAAGAUGUCCCUAUCUCGGAAGAACAAUGGAUAAACAAUAUAUUCACCGUCGACGAAGAGAAUAACCGCCUAUCGAACGACGAAACUCAAGCGUUAAAAAACCGAUAUAAAUAUAUCACUGAUAUCUUACCGAAAAUAAGAGCCGCUAAUAUUCACCAUUUGCCACCAUCACUUCACAGUAAUUCUCGAAAGCUUGAUACAUACUCGUUACUUCGUAGUAAAGAAUCAGAUCUGUAUGCAACAUCGAUUACCAUUGCAAUUAAAAAAUUUCUAGCAAAUGGUGGCAAGCGGCUUCUGGGAAGCAUUGCCCAGAAUAUGUUUGUUCGCCCUUCUGAAUUUGCUGAAUUAAUGGAUGAUCUGAUUCAGGUCAUCAAUCGAGAUCCAGUACCUAAUCCUGAUGAACUAAUCAAUCAAUAUUUAACAAAUCGAUUUACGGCUGAAUUAGAGAAAGAAUACGUGACCAGAUUUGAACAUGAUUUAAUGAAUUAUGUGACAAAACAAUGUGAAAAAUUGAGUGGACUUCAAAAACCGCCAAGUGAUGAACAAAUAGCUACCAUAAUUGGAGAAAUGGCACAUCAACGUGAUCAAAACCAUGAAAAGCAAGGCUGCAUUCAACUAAUUCGAUGUAUUCCACCAACAGAUGAAGAACGCAAGAAUCCUCAAUAUGUGCCUCAGUUAGAGAUUAAUCAACAGGCACAACAGAUUAUUUCUGAUCGUUUUGAAGCACCCAUUUCUAUUAUUGUCUAUGCAGGUAACAUGGGUGUUGGUAAAAGUAAAUUGGCAACAGUUACUGUAGCAGCUUUAGAAAAAGAGCCGCACGGUACAGAUUUACUCUGGUUUCGAAGUGGCGCCGGUACCAAUGCAGUAACACAAGGUGUUUGGAUGUGGUGCGAGCCACUUCGACAUCCUGAUCAAGAUGAGCAAACAAAAGGUUCAAUUCUAGUUCUCGACUGUGAAGGAAUGGAUAAUUUAGAUGAGAACACAGCUGCUAAUUUGUAUUUUUUCUGCAUGAUUAUAAGUACAGCAUUUGUUGUCGUUCUUCGUCCUGCUCGUAUAGAUCGGUUUCAAUGUGAUCGUCUCUAUCUUGCAUUACGUCGAUUCGAAUUCAUGAAAUCAUUUCAUGUAUUACCAAACGUGUGGUUAUUACCAUUAGAUCUACCCAAGUUUUUACAUAUUGAUCCUGACACUGGUGAUGAUAUCGAAAUUUCGAAAGAAGAAUGGCUUCAUAAAAUAUUCAGUGUUAAUGACGAGCGCAACAAUUUAUCAAGUGCUCACAAUCAAAGACUGAAAGAACAAUAUGAAUAUAUCACUCAACUACCAAAAAUAUUUGAACGAAUACAUGGUACCAGUCGCCAAACAUAUUCUUCAAAGACAAAAUUACGAAAACUGUGA